AUGGAAACGUUAAUGGGAGUUACGUUUCGAGAUUUCGUGCUUAUUGCAGCUGACAUGUCAAACGCUCACAGCGUGUUACUUAUGAAAGAUGAUGAAGACAAAUUGUAUCGAAUUUCAAGCAAAUUGGUUAUGGCAGUGAGCGGCGAAGCUGGAGACACAACACAAUUCGCAGAAUACAUCGCCAAAAAUGUUCAGCUUUAUAAAAUGCGAAAUGGAUAUGAACUUUCACCUCACGCAACAGCAAACUUCACUCGACGUAAUUUGGCUGAUUAUUUGAGAAGCAGAAGUCCGUACUUCGUCAAUAUGCUGCUAGCUGGCUAUGACAAUGAAACUGGUCCUCAAUUAUAUUUUCUUGAUUAUUUGGCUUCUCUUGUGAAGAUUCCAUUUGCUGUACAUGGGUAUGGUGGUUUCUUCGCUCUCACUAUCAUGGAUCGUUACCACAGACCUGACAUGACUGUUGAAGAGGGCUAUGAUUUAUUGAAGAAGUGUGUGCGAGAAAUACAAAAGAGACUGGUUAUCAAUCAGCCUAACUUUAAAGUUCAGGUUGUCGACAAAGAUGGUGUUAGAGAUUUACCUCCUAUUACUGCAAAGGCCCUGGUGUUGGAAGAAGUUAAAUGA
Molecule: messenger RNA, 618 nt
Organism: Gryllus bimaculatus (two-spotted cricket)
Lineage: Eukaryota; Metazoa; Arthropoda; Insecta; Orthoptera; Gryllidae
Source: the annotation of a GenBank genome assembly